CCUUCCAUGCAACCAACUGUACAGUGAUUCAAAAUGACUCAUAAAUGUGUCAAGAAGAAGCCAAGCAUCAAGUUGCUAAGAGAGGAGGUGAAAGCAAUCUUCAGGGCUCACGAUAUCAACGGCGAUGGCCACCUGAGCAUCAAAGAAUUGUCGAGAGCAUUCGGGUCGCUCGGUGCGCUUCUCCCUCUCUACCGUGCCGUCUGUGGCAUCCUCGCCGCUGAUGCUGAUGGAGAUGGACUUAUCACCGACGAAGAACUGGAGAAGGUGGUGGACUAUGCUGUGAAAUGUAAAUAUGACAUAAUCUAAACCAUAUCUUUCCAUCCUGCCAUUGAAAGUUUAAUUUAAAUUACUUGUAAGCUGUUGGCAAAGAUAAUAAAGAAGAAACCUUUCAAUUU
Molecule: messenger RNA, 395 nt
Organism: Momordica charantia (bitter melon)
Lineage: Eukaryota; Viridiplantae; Streptophyta; Magnoliopsida; Cucurbitales; Cucurbitaceae
Source: RefSeq, a predicted model, not a curated record